Molecule: messenger RNA, 1263 nt
Organism: Galleria mellonella (greater wax moth)
Lineage: Eukaryota; Metazoa; Arthropoda; Insecta; Lepidoptera; Pyralidae
Gene: Tim10
Product: mitochondrial import inner membrane translocase subunit Tim10
Exons: 4
Coding region: 325-606 (93 amino acids)
Biological process (GO): protein insertion into mitochondrial inner membrane
Cellular component (GO): mitochondrial inner membrane
Source: RefSeq, a predicted model, not a curated record
AAAAUAUAUGUCAUUUCAAAAUUCUCGAAAUAAUUCUAGUAUAGUAUGCCGCUUGGAAAAUUUGGAAAAAUAACACUUUCGUGGUAAUUACAAAAAAAUAAUUACACAAAAUCCCUGUUUAUAUAGAUACCUUGUGUGGUUAGCAAUAACAGUAACAAGUUUAUCACUGUUUGUAUUGUCAAAAAACACCAUCAAUGAGCAGCGUUUGGAGAAUAUGAGAGCACGGGAACGCAUGCGCAGGUCCAACGAAGGAGAGUACCCUGACUUGUACAGAAAGUUUUGAGUUUGUGUUAUUGAGAGUUUAUUAGAAGUGACUACAUAAAGAUGGCGAUGCCGCAGAUGGACCCGGCAAAGUUGCAGCUCGUUCAGGAGCUGGAAAUUGAGAUGAUGUCAGACAUGUACAAUCGGUUGGUGACUGCGUGCCACAGGAAGUGUAUCCCACUGAAGUAUCAUGAACCUGAAUUAGGUAAAGGUGAAUCAGUCUGCUUAGAUAGGUGUGUGGCUAAAUAUUUGGAUGUUCAUGAGCGUAUUGGCAAGAAAUUAUCCAACAUGUCACAAGGAGAGUCAGAAGAUUUAACAAAGGUCAAUAUACCCGAAAAAAAAUAAUGGAUACCAAUAUGGCGCAAUGCAAUGUCAAGUUAGGAAAAUAACUUAGUUUUAUUUUUUAGCAAAUUAUGUAUAAAUUAUUUAUUUAAAUUCAAGGGCCAUUUUUGUGGGUAGAGGGGUCAUUUCUGAAAUAUAAUUUCUUUAACUUUACCUUUACUCUUUACCUACCUUGAAAGUUCUGUUAAUUUUAAAGAGUUUUUAACGUUUUCUUUUUCUAUAAAAUUUCAGAACUAAGUUGACUCUAUUUACGUUUAUUUGCCACAUUAUUUAUAGUAUGAUUACCACACUCGUCAAGGUCAUUAAUAUCACUAAGUAUGGUUGACAGAUGAUUUAUAGACACAACAGGAAUAUAAUUUGUUUCUAUAGUCAUAAUUUAGUACAGUUAUUGUCCUAACUUGUACGUAGGUAAUUGGAAUAAUAGGCAUUUGAAUCAUUAUUCAUGUCAAUAAACAUAAACAAUGAUUUAAACUUGUACUCAAUUAACAAAUUUGUAUAUUAAUAAUAUUCAUAAUCGUACUUAUGACAUGCGUCAAUGUGUUCCUCCUCGGGUAAUUGCAUUUUGUUAUGGUAUGACUGAAUAUUUAGUUAAUUGCAUAAUUAUGUAGUUGGUUAUUAGUUCGAUAGUUGUUAGCAAUAAAAUAAUUGAAAAACGUUUUA